GACAAUGCAGUAGUGUAAGUUGCUGUAUACUUACGUAUUGUAAAAAUGCUAAAAUAGAAUAUUUACAAAACAGCCUUUUUGGCAACUACGUUGCAUGUGUUACUAUAAAACCGCUUCUGGACGCUUAAUUGCUUGAGUUUAGAUUUGUAUAAAACAUGAAUACAAAAAUGAAAGAUAGUUCUUGAGGCUAAAGUUCUUUGACUUACUGGAAGUUGGAUUCUGCAAUCUACAAUGUUGUUAUAGUAGUUAACAGACAUGUAUGCGUGACAUAUGCCUGAAAUCUAGAGACAUUACUAGAUCAGAGUUUAUAAUCGACAAAACUAGCCGAGGAUGUUAUACGUUGUAUUGCUUGACUAAAGCAAAAACGAGAGUACAGGACUAAACCGCUUAAUUCCCGAAAUGUCUAAAAUAGAAUUUCUGUGAUUCCUACAAAGUGAAGGACUAACACAUGUAGAAAAGAUUUCAGAUUAACUAUUCACGACUAAACAGCAUGUAUAAUAGUGCAGGAAGUAUUGAUCCAUGGGAACCAGGCUUUGCGCCGACAGACAAUAGGCGAUCUAUACAAGAUCAUGUAAGUACAGAUUUGGACUAUCAGCGAAGCUACAGGAAUAGUAGGUCCCCAGAUUACAGUGAUCAUCGGGAUAAAAUCCAUCGAAGUCCUGACUACAAAUCUUAUAGACGUGACAGAGAUCGAUCGCGAGAUAGAAGAGAUCGGAGUAAAGAGGAUCGGGAAAGAAUUUACCGAGAUCGUGAAGAGAGGUAUGGACGCCAACGAGAGAGAGAUUCUCUUGAAAAAGAAAGGGAGAGGGACAGAGAUAGAGAACGAGAUCGUGAGAAAGAAAGAGAUCGAGACAGAGACCGCCGAAGAGAUCGUGAGAGGGAACGUGAACGUAGAUCACGAAAAGAAGAUCGCAGUCGUAACCAGGAUGAUGAUUACAGUCAUGAAAGUGUCGACUAUGAUCAAGAACAGUCUCGCACCUACAACACAGCCAUGGAAGGAGUGCAUUACAAAUGUCAGACACCUAAUAACACAAUUAUGAUUCGAGGACUUGCCCAACAUAUGACAGAAAAUGAUAUCCGGCAGGAUAUUUUAACUUGCGGUUUGAUGCCAAAAGAUAUUAGGCUUAUACGAAAGAAGGACACAGGUGCUUCUCGAGGUUUUGCUUUCGUCGAGUUUAACGCAACCCAAGAGGCUGCAAGAUGGAUGGAGAUGAAACAGGGAGUACUAAUGCUUCAGGAUCAGUAUCGAGCUCUAAUGCAGUACAGUAUUCCCAAGGAGUAUCAUAUGGAUAAACUAUCAGGAAAAAAUACGCAGGAUUGGCACUGUGUUAAGUGUGGUGCUCAUAACUUUAAGAGAAGAGAAACUUGUUUCAAAUGCUCGGCUUCCCGUGCUGAAAGUGAGGAGGGUGGUGAGGGCAGCGAUGAGAUCAGUACGCAUCCAACAAGUAUGGUACUAUUGCGUGGCCUUGAUGUACUAAGUACUGAAGACUCAGUUCUUCAAGCAAUGAAAAGCUUUUCAUCACAACCAAUCCGCAGCAUACGCAUAGGGAGAGAUAGUUUAACCAAUACUUCAAGAGGAGUCUGCUAUUUGGAGAUGGCUAACGUUGUUGAUGCAAUGUAUCUUCAUACAGCACUGACACAGCAAGGCCUUAAAGUUGAUGGACGAAAGGCUGAUAUUGCGUAUUGUAAAUUACAGCAACUGUCAAACGUUGGUUCUUGGAAGGCUUUAGAUACUGCAUUGGCUAGCCAACGCUAUAAUCUUGAAGAUGUAUCUCAGUUAGCUGAGUACAGUGCUAGUCUUUAUGCAAAUACUCCAGCACAAAAGGCUCACUAUUUGGAGUACUACACGCAAUACUACCAAAGUCAAAUUAUUCAAGGCAGUGCAAUUACACUACCUACCCUUAACCAGACUGAUAGGGUCAAUGCAGCUGCAGCAGUGGCUCAGUCGGCAAUUCAACAACUACAUGCUUCACGUAAACUAAGCGAUGUUGAAGACAUAAAGGUCCGACCUGUGCCUACAGCUCCAACCAGCACAGUUCUUGCUACUGGUAGAGUUCCGGCUCAUUCCAGUGAUGGAAAAAUUUAUUCUACUCCAGAUGUAAGUUCUUAUCAGUACGAUGAAACAUCUGGAUAUUAUUACGACUCAAGUACUGGACUCUACUUUGAUCCAAAUUCACAGUAUUAUUAUAACAGCCACACUCGACAAUUUCUGUAUUGGGAUGGUGAUACAUUUUCAUACAAGCCCGCACAGCAUGAAUCUUCUGUAAUAAGUCAAGAUCCGACAGCAACAGCAAUAAGUACAUCGCUAGAGGAAUGUGUUAAUGUAAAUAUGCAAAUUCCUAUAGAACUUGUUAUUAAUGAUGAAAGUAAAAAAAAAGAAGUCAAACAAGAUAAAGUUAAAGUAGCCAAAAAAAUUGCCAAAGAUAUGGAACGCUGGGCAAAAACAUUAAAUCAAAAAAAAGAAAGUGCUAAAUGCAACUUUAAUUCUGAGUAUCCUGGAAAUGAACCUCAGUACCAAAACUCUAUUUGUGGAGCAGCAGAUGCUGGCUAUGCUAUCCUUGAAAAAAAAAGCAGUAGUAGUCUAACAUCCGUAGUGUAUGUCGAAGAAGAUGAUCUCACAGCUGGUAAUGGAUUAGUUGCAGCAUAUGGUGGUGGUAGUGACACUGAUGAAGAAAUAGAAGAUGUGCAACAAGAGGAUAAGCGUCACACUGAUUGGAGCAAACUUGCGUGUUUACUUUGCAAAAGGUUGUUUCCUAGCAAAGAAGCCUUAAUACGUCAUCAACAGCUUUCUGAUUUGCACAAACAAAAUCUAGUGAGUUGGUAUCAAGUGCGGGGUCUUGACCCUAACGAUCCUCAACAGCGUAAUAAUAAAUACCGAGAUCGUGCAAAAGAACGAAGAGCUAAAUAUGGAGAACCUGAACCUCUUCAACCUAAUAAACUGAAAGAAAAGUACUUGAAAACUAAGACCGAAGAAGCUUAUGAAGAACCAACAAAAACAGGCAUUGGUUCCGAUAAUGUUGGCAAUAAGUUACUACAAAAAAUGGGCUGGAUCGAAGGCAUGGGUCUUGGUAAAUCAAAUCAAGGUCGAACGAGUAUCAUAGAGACCGAGCGUCGAGUCCCUGCAGCAGGUUUAGGAGCGAAAUCCUCGUCUUACAAUGCAUUACCUGGUGAUACAUACAAAGACUGUGUUAAAAAAAUGAUGUAUGCGCGAUACCAAGAGCUAUCUGACUCAUAGAAUUUUUGGUUAUGUCAACUCUAUUUAUGCAGUUUUAAUUAAUCUUGAACAUCACUUUUUUAACCCCUUGUACAAUAAAGCCGUAUACAACUAAAAAAAUAUUUUUUUAAAAGAAACAAAUAAAA
Copidosoma floridanum is the source of this 3360-nucleotide messenger RNA. RefSeq names its product RNA-binding protein 5. NCBI's taxonomy places the organism in Eukaryota, Metazoa, Arthropoda, Insecta, Hymenoptera, Encyrtidae. Gene Ontology annotation, cellular component: nucleus. The record is from RefSeq and is a predicted model, not a curated record. Gene Ontology annotation, molecular function: RNA binding. Gene Ontology annotation, biological process: mRNA splicing, via spliceosome.